AUGACCGGAACGGAACCAGCCACCUCGAUCCUCGAGUUUCUCACCCACCCGAACCCGAUCGUCUCGCAUCGUCCACCGAAACGAAAGACCAAUUCGCGCAAUCAAAAGUGGCACGCUCCGAAACAGAUCAAGAAAUGGGACGAGUUUCACGACUUCAACGUCUUCAAGGAGUCAUUUGGAGGUCGUCUGCUGGAAGAAGCUCGUCGGGAGGGCCGAGAUCUUCCUGCUUAUCCCGACAUCGACGAUGAAACGGAUUGUGUUGAGCGGAAUGAAGACGACACCAGAGAAUUGUAUGCCGUAUGGACCAAAAGAAUCGUCACCGCGGCUCUCCGUCCAAUCCGCCAAGAAUUUCACUCGGCUGUGUGGUCCAAAGGGGACGCCCCGCAAGAUGAUGAGCCGUCAGAACCUCCUCCAAGGCCUGAGAAACAGCGUCAAUUGCCCCGCAGAGAAUGUUCUGUCGAGGCGAGGACGCCAAGAAUGCAAUCCCUCAAGGGACUACGGCCAGACUCGGGCACAACUUUGCGGAAUACCAGCCCUCGUACCGGCGACCCUGACCCUGAUACCCACCGGCCUGAGAGGUUUCCGAAAGAGUAUAAGCCGGCAGAGAAAUGGAAGAGCAAGUGGAUGGCUGAAGUACCCCUUAUCAACGAGUCUGGGGAGUGGGAGCGAGGACGGUCGGGCCACGAUUUGGCCUGGCCUAUCAAGCAAGCCUACACCUAUUGCAUACAGAAUAUGUGCCGCUACGGCUGCAUCCUUACCUGCCAUGAAGCCUUCAUCUUCCGUGUGAGGCCCCGGAGCAUAAAGUCCGCUGAUGGGUCCCAAGACACGAAGGUGCUGCAGAGACAACUGAUUCGAGACGGACUGAUGGAAUACAUCUCCAUUCCUUGGGCGAAUCAUCGCCAGGGGGACUUGGAAAGCCACGAAACAUGGACCAUAAACCUUGCUCUAUGGUUUAUGCACAUUCUGGUCGGGAACAAGUACGAAGUGUGUUGGCGAUAUGACCGGCUACAAGAUGAGACUUUGGCUGCCCUGAGGCUUCCACAGGAUGAACCUCUCACACAUGAAGACCAAGAUGAGGACGAGGACGAAUCGAGUGACUCUGAUACAUCGGAUAGGACUGUGCCGUUUGAUGAGAGCAUAUUUACCCCUUUGAGGAAGCGCAAAAGAGAUGCUGAAGCUGAAGAGGGAUUCAAUCUUUCGUUUUCGAAGCGCCAGUUCCUUCAGACAUAG
Messenger RNA from Fusarium keratoplasticum, 1230 nucleotides. RefSeq lists its product as uncharacterized. The transcript is spliced from 2 exons. NCBI's taxonomy places the organism in Eukaryota, Fungi, Ascomycota, Sordariomycetes, Hypocreales, Nectriaceae. Bases 1 to 1230 code for a protein of 409 amino acids. The record is from RefSeq and is a predicted model, not a curated record.